AUGUGGAGCACCGAAGAGGCGGAGGACGGAUGUGCGGUCUCGUUCUGCGAAAUGGACGUACACUGCACGAUUGUUGCCAGCCUUGAAAAGGACGCCGAGUCGAUUCGGACCAUUCCUCAGGAUGCUGCACGUUUGCUGAUCGUUCGCGUCAAAUGUGCAGCGCGAGAGAGGGAGACUAUCAUCCAGAUCCGUCUUGCUCCGCUUAUCAGAUUUCGAACGGCGCGGCUGGUUGCGUAA
This is a messenger RNA of Pseudozyma hubeiensis SY62, 237 nucleotides long. RefSeq lists its product as hypothetical. The transcript has 2 exons. Lineage: Eukaryota; Fungi; Basidiomycota; Ustilaginomycetes; Ustilaginales; Ustilaginaceae. The record is from RefSeq and is a predicted model, not a curated record. The coding region runs from base 1 to 237 and encodes 78 amino acids.